GCGCACAGAGGAUAAUGGGCGUGUGAGUAGCGCGCCGUGAAUAUUAUCCACACCUGAUACCAGUGGUAAUGCGCUCAUGGGGUCCGAGCAGGUGGAGAUGGGGAAAUGUCCAGAACAGGACACUGGAAAUGCCGUCCAGACGCAUAUGGCUUCUUCCAACAAAGAUAUGCAGGACAACGUAAAUAGGUACACUCUCGGUUGGCUCAAUGCACCUCCAAAUGCUUGCUGCUUCUGUUGGUGCUGUUGCUGUAGCUGCUCCUGUCUUACAGUAAGACCUUCUAAGGCAGAGGCAGAAAAGAUUCAGAAGAUAAAUGAAAAACAAAUUGAAGCAACAGUUCAGGAACCAGCUGCUCCAUCACUAGAGGAGACACAAUCAUGGGCAAAAUCAUUCGAACACUUGAUUAAGAGCCCGAAUGGCCGGAACAGUUUCCGUCAUUUCCUUAAGAGUGAGUUCAGUGAGGAAAACCUGUUGUUCUGGCUGGCCUGUGAGGAUCUAAAGAAAGAGACCAACAGAACUGUAGUGGAACAGACUGUUAAGCAAAUAUAUGAGGACUACGUCUCUGUGCUGUCACCUAGAGAGGUGAGUCUGGAUUCCCAUGCACGGGAGGUGAUUAGCAAGAACAUGCUGAACCCGUCCUCUCAAACCUUUGAUGAGGCACAGCAGCAAAUAUACACACUCAUGCAACGAGACUCAUAUCCUCGCUACAUGAGCUCCAGUGUUUAUGCAGACCUUAUUGCAAGUUUGGAAACAGCUAAAACAGAAGAGUCCUAACACACAUGCACAUACAGAGCAUUGAUCUAUCUAGAGCUCUAUCUAUAUAACUGUCUCUCUCUCUCUCUCUCUCUCUCUCUCUCUCUCUCACACACACACACACACACACACACACACACACUCACACACUCUAUCUUUUUGUCUGUAUCUCAUUCUCACUAUCAGACUACAUUCAUACGCCAUUUUACACUGCCCCUUGACCACACUCAUUUUCCAGUGUCCUGAUGUACUGUUACAUUGUUCUGGACUUUUGUAACACUUUGAGUCCACUAAGUUAUUAGUUAGUGGUUAAACGGAAAACAACAGUAUCUGGCUCUGAUUUUAGCGUUGGAAGGAUUGUAUAUAAAUAUUUAAAUGAGAUAAAGAUAUAUUUGAAUAUUUGUCUGCCUCUGGUGUGCAACAGGUACUGAAAUGGCAGAUGAACACUUGUGCCUUGCUAUAAAUACAGAGAAUCUAUAUUAGGAUAUAUAUAACAAAUCAAUUAUAGUAGAACAGAACAAAAGUAAUGACUACAUUUAAAACAUUACAAUUUAUGUACGUCUCUUUCACACACUCUCUCUCUCUCUUUCACACACACGCACACGCACACACACACACACAUACACACACUCACACACACACACACACACACACACACACACACUAUAGAACAUCUGAAAUAGGACUUGGACCAAUAAAGUUAAGUUUUGUGAUUUAUUUAUUACUACAUGCAUGUUUUUGAAGUUCAGAGGAUGCAUUUGAUAUGUUCACUUGUGU
Tachysurus vachellii is the source of this 1528-nucleotide messenger RNA. Its product is annotated as regulator of G-protein signaling 20. The transcript is spliced from 5 exons. NCBI's taxonomy places the organism in Eukaryota, Metazoa, Chordata, Actinopteri, Siluriformes, Bagridae. The record is from RefSeq and is a predicted model, not a curated record. The coding region runs from base 77 to 772 and encodes 231 amino acids.